AUGAUUUCCAUUAGGAGGAUGCUGUUCGGGGUCGUCGCAGCCCUGCCUGCGCUUGCGACAGCCUUGCAAAAUGCUUCGUAUCCAAAUGUCGACAUGCUGAGGGCUCAGUUGGCUCUCAUGGGCGACAACGAUCGUCCCGACGGCUGCCCGCCAUGCUUCAACUGUCUUCUUCCCGUCCACGCAUGUACCCAGUACGCUGGUUGCAACGAAUUCAACGGCAUCUGCGAUUGCCCCGCUGGAUUUGGUGGUGACGACUGCCUCAAGCCUCUUUGUGGCUCUCUUGCCCGCGGCCGCGACCGACCCAUGCGAUCUGGCGACAAUUGUGAAUGCGACGAAGGCUGGGGCGGUGUCAACUGCAAUGUUUGCCUUCAAGAUUCUGCCUGCAAUGCCUUGAUGCCCGAUGAGACUGGCGGUGUCUGUUAUCGCAGCGGCGAGCUGGUCCGUAGCAACCACCAGAUGUGCAAUGUUGUCAACAAGAUGAUUAUCCAACUGCUCGGCGACCAAACCCCAGAGGUCACCUUUACCUGCGACAGGGAAACCGAAGAAUGCGCUUUUCAAUUCUGGGUUGACCAAGUCGAGUCUUUCUACUGCCACCUGUCCGAGUGCGAGUCGAGCGCAUCCUUUGGCGACACCACAAACGGCACCUCGUACAAAUGCGACAAGAUCGAAUGCGAAUGUAUCCCCGACCGCAUGAUGUGUGGCAAAGACGGCUCAAUGGAUUUGACCGACUUUUUGGCUGAAGCCAUCAAGGGCCCUGCGUCGUAUGAAUGCACCAACACAAACGACACGUUCCACAACUGCGCGUUUAAAGAGCCCCAGAUGGACCAGCUCAUGACCGAUCUGCUGGGCGACUCCAGCAUUCUACUUACCUGCGGAUCGGGCGAGUGCAUGCACGAGACUGAAGUGCCCGGCUACCGACGACCUGUGAAACAAAUCAACACCCCUCUUAUCGCCGGUAUAAUUGCUGCCUGCGCUCUGUUUGUAGUCGCCGUCAUUGUUGUAACAUGGUAUCUGGCUCGUCGCAGACUGCAGUAUGGUGCUAUUCAUCUCGAUGACUCCGACGACGAGAGCACCAAGCUCAUGGCCAAUCACAAACCUGCGUCUCUUCAGUUCCAGAACGUGUCUUACACUCUCAAUGGCAAGCAAAUUCUGUCGGGAAUCCAGGGUAUUUGCCACCCUGGGGAGGCUACCGCCAUCAUGGGUGCCUCUGGCGCUGGCAAGACGACGUUUCUCGACAUUCUCGCUCGCAAAAACAAGCGCGGCCAAGUCUCCGGCGAAUUCUAUGUUAACGGCGAAAAGGUCUUGGACAACGACUACAAGAAUGUCAUUGGCUUUGUCGACCAAGAAGAUACGAUGCUCCCGACCUUGACGGUUCACGAGACCAUUUUGAACAGUGCUCUACUGAGACUGCCUCGCGACAUGACCCGCGCCAGCAAAGAACAGCGAGUGUUUGAAGUUGAGAAGGAGCUUGGCAUCUACCACAUCCGGGAUUCGCUCAUUGGGUCCGAGGAAGGCAAGGGUCGUGGCAUCUCUGGUGGCGAAAAGCGACGCGUUGGAAUUGCCUGCGAACUGGUAACUAGCCCAUCCAUUCUCUUCCUUGACGAGCCCACAAGCGGCUUGGACGCAUUCAACGCCUACAACGUCAUCGAGUGCCUUGUCACAUUGGCCAAGAACUAUCAACGAACCAUCAUCUUCACGAUUCAUCAGCCACGCUCCAACAUUGUCGCCUUGUUUGACCGACUUGUGCUUCUCGCUAGGGGCAGGACGGUCUACUCUGGCAAGUUCGCGGAUUGUCAAUCGUACUUUGAUGGUAUUGGUUAUGAAUGCCCGCCUGGCUUUAACAUUGCGGAUUACCUCGUCGAUCUUACCAUGCAUGCCAGCCGCUCUGACUCGAUUGAUGAUGGAACUAUCGGCGCUGACUCUGCAAGCGUCGGACCAAGCAGCACCAGAGCCGUCAAGUCGAUUGCCAGUGUCUCCGGCGGCAGCAUUGGGGAGGAUCCUUCCGAAAGCUCGUCUUCCCGCCCGAGAGCCAAGCGUACCAACUCUAUCCGCGCUCGACAGGAACGUGAGCUCUUUACUCGUAGACGCACUGCUGACACUGCUGCAUCCUCCGAUGCUGGCGGCGAGGAAAUCGGGGCUUAUAAGCUUCAGACGAACCCUGUCACACCACUUGGACAAGUCACCGAAGAUCCUCACAACUUGCCACCCGAUGCGCUCUCUGGAACCGAUCUUGAUCUCUUGUCUAAGGCGUUUGCCGAGUCCCAUAUUGCCGCCAGUACACAUGAUGAGAUUCAAGAGUCUGUUGCAGCCGCCCAAGAUGCCAACGGCUCAAACGCAAACGGCUACUCUGUCAACGGUCCGAACAUCCACAUCAGCGCCGUCGGCAAAGGCUACCACCGCAUCAGCUACCCUCGCCAGUUCAUUAUCUUGUCGCAGCGCACUUUCAAAAAUUUGUACAGGAACCCGAUGCUGAUGCUGACUCACUACGCCAUUGCUAUUGUCCUCGCAGUCUUUGCCGGCUUCCUCUUCUACGGCCUCACCGAUGAUAUCCCCGGCUUCCAAAAUAGACUCGGUCUCUUCUUCUUCCUCCUGGCAUUGUACGGAUUCAGCACGCUCACGAGUCUGACUGUGUUUGCGAAUGAACGCAUGCUUUUCCUGCGCGAGCGAGCCAAUGGAUACUAUUCACCGGCCACCUACUUUACAGCCAAGGUGCUUUUCGACAUUGUACCGCUGCGAAUCAUCCCUCCUAUUCUCAUGGGCUCCAUUCUGUAUCCCAUGACUGGACUCGUUCCCGACUUUCCCCAUUUCAUCAAGUUCAUUAUCGUACUGGUCCUCUUCAACCUCGCUGCGGCGGCCAUUUGCCUGUUCAUUGGCAUCAUCUUCAAGGACGGCGGCGUGGCCAACCUCAUUGGCAGCCUGGUCAUGUUGUUCAGCCUUUUGUUUGCAGGCUUCCUGCUCAAUCGUGAGAAGAUUCCCGCCAGCGCCGCCUGGCUGCAGAGCAUAUCGAUUUUCCAUUACGGAUUCGAAGCGCUCAUCGUCAAUGAAGUCGUGGGACUCACCCUCAUCGACGAAAAGGUUGGCAUCCCCAUCAAGGUGCCCGGCGCUACCAUUCUCAGCACCUUUGGCUUUCAGAACGGUGCUCUCUGGUAUGAUAUCCGCAACCUGGGCAUCUUUGCCGCCACAUUCAUCGUCUUGGCCUACGCGGCCAUGCAUAUCCUCCUCGUUGAACGCAGAUAG
Akanthomyces muscarius is the source of this 3237-nucleotide messenger RNA. RefSeq lists its product as uncharacterized. The record is from RefSeq and is a predicted model, not a curated record. The transcript is spliced from 4 exons. Gene Ontology annotation, cellular component: membrane. NCBI's taxonomy places the organism in Eukaryota, Fungi, Ascomycota, Sordariomycetes, Hypocreales, Cordycipitaceae. The coding region runs from base 1 to 3237 and encodes 1078 amino acids. Gene Ontology annotation, molecular function: ABC-type transporter activity; ATP hydrolysis activity; ATP binding.